GUGCCUUCUGUGUUUCUUGUUGGACCCUUCUCACUCUCUGGCAUUGAAUCUGUCAUUUCCUGUCAUUUCAUAAAGCUCAGAGAUGUUCUCCAUCCCCCCCAACAUUGCUGUAUUUCCCAUCAUGAGUGUCAGUACUAAAGAGUGUCUGGUUGUCCACUACUGGUCCUCAGCACCACUGGUCCUUCUGCUCCUCUGUUCUGGUUGUUUUGCAGACAGCAGGGUGAGAAAUUCUGGUAACAUCACAGCAAAGAUUGGUCAUCCUGUGACUCUGUCCUGUGAGCCGUCUGGAGAGGGGAAUGUGUCCCAGGUUGAGUGGAGGAUUGGAGGGUGUGAUGGCCGUAGGAUUCUGGUUUCUAACACAAACAACCCAGUUGUCGUGGAGCAGGACUAUAUCGACCGUGUCUCUGCUGUGACGAUGCGUGGAUUCACGUUACUAGGGACACAGAGGAAUGACGCUGGGCCGUACUGCUGUUCUCUCACAACCUUCCCACUUGGGUCUCUGAAAUUUCACCUUUUCCUGUAUCUGAGUGAGGACCCACAAACAGCCUUCAGUGAAUCUCCUCUCAUAAUGAUUGUGUCCAUUGCGAGUGGGAUUCUGGGAGUGCUGGUGCUGGGAGGGACCAUAACAGCACUGUUGCUCUGUCAGAGGUGUAGAAGACCAGUGCAGGACCCUGUGCAUGUGGCAGUUCAUCCAGGGGGGCUUCCACAAAACCCCCCCUCCAUCCUCCAGAAAAACCAGGCCCAUGCUCCCCCACCACAGAGGAGUAACAGUGAGGAGGAGGAGGAGGAGGAGGAGAACGGGGAAAUGGAUUACUUGAACAUUACAGUGCUUCGCCUCCCCAGAAUUCCACCUACUGCCUUCUCUGCCUUGAGGAAGAGCUAGAGAAUACUGCACUCUCAUACAAACAAAA
Molecule: messenger RNA, 911 nt
Organism: Salmo salar (Atlantic salmon)
Lineage: Eukaryota; Metazoa; Chordata; Actinopteri; Salmoniformes; Salmonidae
Biological process (GO): negative regulation of interleukin-12 production; positive regulation of interleukin-10 production; negative regulation of T cell activation
Cellular component (GO): cell surface
Molecular function (GO): signaling receptor binding
Source: RefSeq, a predicted model, not a curated record